Molecule: messenger RNA, 1381 nt
Organism: Postia placenta MAD-698-R-SB12
Lineage: Eukaryota; Fungi; Basidiomycota; Agaricomycetes; Polyporales; Adustoporiaceae
Exons: 6
Coding region: 1-1308 (435 amino acids)
Biological process (GO): G protein-coupled receptor signaling pathway
Cellular component (GO): membrane
Molecular function (GO): mating-type alpha-factor pheromone receptor activity
Source: RefSeq, a predicted model, not a curated record
AUGGUCGUGUCGUGGGUUACCUACCACAAUGUCGUCAUCGCAUUUUCGUUCAUCGGGUUCGUUCUGGUCAACAUCCCGCUGUGCUGGCAUCUGGAGGCAUGGAACAUGGGCUGCGUUCUUUACAUCUUUUGGGCUGGCAGCCAAUGCCUUAUACAAUUCGUCAACGCGGUCAUCUGGAAAAACAACGUAAUAAAUUGGGCACCCGUCUGGUGCGACAUCACGUCGAGGUGGCUCAUUGCUUCUAGUGUUGGAAUUCCCACCGCAUCUCUCCUGAUCAGCAAGCGCAUCUAUCAUAUAGCCAACAUUACCACUGUCCAAUCAAGCCGUGCCGACAGGCGCCGCAUGGUCUUAAUCGACACGUCUAUUGGCCUGGGGAUUCCUAUCGUACAGGUCGCACUAUACUGGUUUAUUCAGGGCCAUAGAUUCGACAUCAUCGAAGGAUUUGGAUGCAUCUUCGCCAUACCAAACACGAUCUUGUCCUCUUUCCUCUUCUACGCGACACCGAUAUACAUUGGUCUGGUGUCCGCUGUCUACGCCGCACUUACCAUACGAGCGUUCUACAAGAGACACAAGCAAAUACGCGAGCUGAUGUCGGCUAACAGCAGCUUAAAAUUCAACCGCUACUUCCGCCUCAUGGUUCUCGCUGGCAUUGAGAUAUGCUUAACCAUCCCCCUCGGAAUCUGGACAUUGGUUUCGAAUGCUACGCAAGUACCCAUAUAUCAAUGGGAAGGCUUAGCGAACUUGCAUUACGGCUUCUCUGCUGUUGACCAAAUCCCCGCGAUAAUCGAGCAGUCCGAUCCGUCCAUUCUGAGUCAAGUAGCGUUCAACCAGUGGUCGGUAAUAUCCUGUGCCUUGCUUUUUUUCGCGCUAUUUGGUGUUACGGGUGAAGCCCAGAAGCACUACCGGGUAGCGUGCGAAUCAGUUAUGCGGAGACUAGGACUCAACACGGUGUCCUUUGGCCGCCUUGCGUUCUGGACGCGACUUCGCCGAAGGAACAAGCCUCCUCCUGCCGAUGCCAUUAUUCCCACCUUCAUUCAGCGUCCGAAACCUGAAUUCCCGCCUCCUAUCUCCAUUUCACUGUCAUUGGAUGACGUCGGGCCAGACGGCAAUGUCAAGGCGACGUAUCCCCCAUCGUCCCACUCCGGGGACUCAAGUACCUACGUUUCUCAUCUCGAUGUGAAGGUGACGGAGAAACCCCUGCCCCCUCUUCCCCCAUCGGCUUCACUUGACGUCACGCCGGUUGUCAUUGCACGGCCCUUACCAGACGUGCCUUGGUCUGUGAGCCGGGACUCCAUUGAAAUUGUUUGACGGUGUUCACAAUAGUCCGAUGUACAGUCAGGUACCUCAUAUCGUUUUUAUACUGUAUACUAAUUUUCAGCCU